AAAAAACACCGGCAGGUAUUUCCCGCCACUGCUCCUCCGUGAAGAUUAAGAAGCGUUGGGUGUGAAAGCUGCGGGUGUGUUGAGCCGCCGUCGAGCUAACCGUGUUACCGUGUUACCGUUAGCCGCGGGGCGGGGGUCGGGCUCCGGGCUGUUGUUCCGUGACACAGACUGAACACACGGACUCUGUGAUACAGAAACUAAAGCUCGGUCCAUUAACGAACCCGACAGGAAACUAAUUUAAGUGCCUGCUGCUGUUUUUGUGGGUUUUUUUUCACUGACGUGGAAAAGUUGCUCGGGGUCAUUUUGUGUCCGGGACACAAAGUGCAUCACACCGCAUGACGUCAUCACGUCUCGUGUUGUCUGUGUUGUUGUAGUGAAAUAUGUGUGAAUAUACAGGUUAGAUGUUGCAGUAAGAAAUGUGUUCAGUGCCUCUCUGACACGUCCUCCCAGCAGUUUCCGGUCACGUGCGUGUGUCAGCAUGUUUCACUACAGUGGGAACUACAACCGAAACCGUGAGUUUGGGUUUUCACCGAACUUUAAUGCUGCUGUGUAACUGAGCAGAGGGCGGGAGAAUACACUGGACUGACCGAUAUCUCUUGUUGUUAAUGCGGUGUAGCGUGGAUUUAUUUUACUUUAUUUCGUUUUUUAUGUUUUAUUUUUCUGGGUCAGACCAAAGACAACUUUCCUGCCCCGGGCUGGACCUUGAAGUCUUUUCUGUUCUGUUCUGUUCUAUGUUAAUCCAUUCUAUUCUACUCUAUUCUAAACCAUGUGGUACACCUUAUGUUGAUUAUUUUAGUCCGUUUCUUUUUGUCCUGUACGUCGACUCACGUGUGGAAAGGAAAACAAACUGAACUGAAACGAAGCUUCACAUGUUACAGAUGACUGAAGUGUGUGAUAAGGCGUCUCGACCCGUUGGACUCUGAGUUAUUAUGCAGCAUGACCCCACCAGGACGUCGCCCGUGUUCCUCCUCUGUGAGAAGAGACCGUCCCUGACGUCCGCCGGCGAACCUCGUCCUCACAACUUUGUGGAAAUGCUGCCGGCGGAGAUGAGCGUGAAGAUCUUCGGCGAGCUGGACGCGGAGAGUCUGUGCAGCGCCGCGUGCACCUGCAGACUGUGGCAUGACAUCAUCGAGGAGAGCAAUCAGCUGUGGAGGAAGCAGUGUUUGCUGGUCCGAGCCGUCUGUCAGAGGGAGGUCGACAGCGACCGGAGAGACGGGCUGUCCUGGAAGGUGACAUUAGUGAGGAACUACACUCGCAGCUGUCUGAAGAGCGAUUGGCUGAGAGGACGGUACAGCCACGUGAGGUCAGCGGAGGAGCUGAGCGGCAGGAGGAUGACGCCGCUGGACGCCGAGACGUGGGGAGAGAUCCUGCAGGCCGAGCUGGACAGAUGACGGACGCCGCCGUUGAGGAUUUUAUUUAACGCACCUCGAGCACUUCAGAGUGUCUGAUUUUUAACGCUAAUGUAUAUUUUAUACUCUGUUUUAUGAGAGGAAACAAACUGUACAUAUCAUUUUUUACUUUUUUAAGAAAAAACAAUCAUGGAGGAUGAAAAUGAACUAGAAACAUUAUUGGCUGGAACUGAUUCUUACUGAAAAGCUGUUUGAUGUAAAUAUGGCUGAGAUGCAAUAAAUCACAGGUUUGUGAAGCUCA
Molecule: messenger RNA, 1650 nt
Organism: Seriola aureovittata
Lineage: Eukaryota; Metazoa; Chordata; Actinopteri; Carangiformes; Carangidae
Product: F-box only protein 48
Exons: 3
Coding region: 930-1391 (153 amino acids)
Biological process (GO): SCF-dependent proteasomal ubiquitin-dependent protein catabolic process
Cellular component (GO): SCF ubiquitin ligase complex
Molecular function (GO): protein binding
Source: RefSeq, a predicted model, not a curated record